This is a messenger RNA of Pneumocystis jirovecii RU7, 579 nucleotides long. Its product is annotated as RNA polymerase II subunit A C-terminal domain phosphatase. The record is from RefSeq and is a predicted model, not a curated record. The transcript is spliced from 5 exons. Gene Ontology annotation, molecular function: RNA polymerase II CTD heptapeptide repeat phosphatase activity. Bases 1 to 579 code for a protein of 192 amino acids. NCBI's taxonomy places the organism in Eukaryota, Fungi, Ascomycota, Pneumocystomycetes, Pneumocystales, Pneumocystaceae. Gene Ontology annotation, cellular component: mRNA cleavage and polyadenylation specificity factor complex; nucleus. Gene Ontology annotation, biological process: termination of RNA polymerase II transcription.
AUGAAAUUUGCAAUUAGUGUAAUAUGCGCAUCUAAUCAAAAUAGAAGCAUGGAAGCUCAUUGUGUACUUAAAAACGCAGGUUAUAAUGUAAGAUCGUUUGGUACGAGUUCUGCUGUAAGACUUCCUGGUCCUUCUAUAGAUAAGCCAAAUAUUUAUCCAUUUGGAACACCUUAUGAUCAAAUAUAUAAUGAGUUAAAGACUAAAGAUAUAAAACUAUAUACAGCGAAUGGAUUAUUAAAUAUGUUGGAUAGAAAUAGAAAAAUAAAAAAUUAUCCUGAAAGAUGGCAAGAUAACCGUGAUCUUUUUGAUAUUGUUAUUACAUGUGAAGAAAGAUGUUUUGAUACUGUAUGCGAAGACUUAAUUAAUCGUGGAGAACUCAUGAAUCGAAUAGUCCAUGUUAUAAACAUAGACAUCAAAGAUAAUCAUGAAGAAGCUGUUAUUGGUGGACAAGCUAUUUUGAAAUUAAUUGAUGCACUCUCUUCAUCGAAUGCAAUAGACGACGAUAUUUAUAAUAUUUUUUCUGCAUGGCAAAAAGAUCAUCCCAAGCUUUCAUUACUUCAUUCUGUUCAUUAUCAAUAG